AUGGUCAAUGCAGGAGACAUGAAUGGUUCUGGCAACCUGAUGGAUUUUCUGGAUGAACCUUUCCCCGAUGUUGGAACUUAUGAAGAUUUCCACACCAUCGACUGGCUGCGGGAGAAAUCUCGCGACACUGAUCGCCAUAGAAAGAUUACAAGCAAAAGUAAGGAAUCCAUAUGGGAGUUCAUCAAGAGUUUGCUGGAUGCCUGGUCAGGAUGGGUUGUAAUGCUUCUCAUAGGACUACUGGCAGGCACAUUAGCCGGAGUGAUAGAUUUAGCUGUGGAUUGGAUGACAGACCUGAAAGAGGGUGUCUGCCUGUCUGCCUUCUGGUACAGCCACGAGCAGUGCUGCUGGACGUCUAAUGAGACUACAUUCGAUGACAGGGACAAAUGUCCCCUGUGGCAGAAAUGGUCUGAACUUCUUGUAAGCCAGUCUGAGGGUGCAAGUGCUUACAUUCUAAACUAUUUUCUAUACAUUAUGUGGGCUCUAUGUUUUGCUUUCCUGGCAGUCUCCCUGGUCAGAGUGUUUGCUCCCUAUGCCUGUGGUUCUGGAAUCCCAGAGAUAAAAACCAUCUUGAGUGGGUUCAUUAUUAGGGGCUACCUGGGCAAGUGGACACUUUUAAUCAAAACAGUCACCUUGGUUCUGGUGGUAUCUUCAGGCCUCAGCCUUGGGAAAGAGGGGCCGUUAGUCCACGUGGCCUGUUGCUGUGGAAACUUCUUCAGCAGCCUUUUCUCAAAGUACAGCAAGAAUGAAGGAAAGAGGAGAGAGGUGCUCUCGGCUGCAGCCGCCGCAGGAGUUUCUGUUGCCUUUGGGGCUCCGAUUGGAGGUGUGCUUUUUAGUCUGGAAGAGGUCAGCUACUACUUUCCUCUAAAAACCCUCUGGAGGUCAUUUUUUGCUGCUCUGGUGGCUGCCUUCACACUGAGGUCCAUCAAUCCUUUUGGAAACAGCCGGCUGGUCCUGUUCUACGUGGAGUACCACACCCCCUGGUACAUGGCCGAGCUCUUCCCCUUCAUCCUGCUCGGCGUCUUUGGAGGCCUCUGGGGGACCCUCUUUAUCCGAUGCAACAUCGCCUGGUGCAGGAGGCGAAAAACCACCAGACUUGGGAAAUACCCAGUCUUGGAGGUCAUAGUAAUAACGGCUAUCACUGCUAUCAUCGCCUACCCCAACCCCUACACCCGGCGGAGCACCAGCGAGCUGAUCUCCGAGCUCUUCAACGACUGUGGUGCCCUGGAGUCCUCGCAGCUCUGCGACUAUAUCAACGACCCAAACAUGACCCGGCCAGUGGAUGACAUUCCUGACAGACCUGCCGGACCUGGAGUCUACACUGCCAUGUGGCAGCUCGCCUUGGCUUUGGUGUUUAAAAUUGUCAUCACAAUAUUCACUUUCGGCAUGAAGAUCCCUUCAGGCCUUUUCAUUCCCAGCAUGGCUGUUGGAGCCAUGGCUGGUAGGAUGGUUGGGAUUGGAGUAGAGCAGCUGGCAUAUCACCAUCAUGACUGGAUCAUCUUCAGGAACUGGUGCAGACCCGGGGCAGACUGUGUCACACCAGGACUUUAUGCUAUGGUGGGAGCGGCAGCUUGCUUGGGUGGUGUUACCCGAAUGACGGUCUCUCUGGUGGUGAUUAUGUUUGAGCUAACUGGAGGCCUGGAGUACAUCGUACCUCUUAUGGCUGCAGCUGUCACAAGCAAGUGGGUGGCAGACGCCUUUGGGAAAGAAGGGAUCUAUGAAGCUCACAUUCACCUGAAUGGCUACCCAUUUCUGGAUGUGAAGGAUGAAUUCACCCACCGAACCCUGGCAACAGAUGUCAUGAGACCAAGGCGUGGUGAAGCUCCUCUCUCUGUUCUGACACAGGACAGCAUGACGGUGGAGGACGUCGAGACACUCAUCAAGGAGACUGACUACAAUGGCUUCCCAGUAGUGGUUUCAAAAGACUCAGAGAGACUUAUUGGAUUUGCACAGAGACGAGAACUGAUUCUUGCAAUAAAGAAUGCAAGACAGCGUCAGGAUGGGGUGGUGAGCAACUCCAUUGUGUAUUUCACUGAAGACCCCCCAGAACUGCCACCCAACAGUCCCCAUCCACUGAAGCUGCGGCGUAUUCUCAACCUGAGCCCUUUCACUGUCACUGACCACACGCCAAUGGAGACUGUGGUAGAUAUUUUCCGGAAACUCGGACUACGGCAAUGUCUUGUCACUCGCAGUGGGAGGCUGCUGGGUAUCAUAACUAAAAAGGAUGUAUUAAGACAUAUGGCUCAAAUGGCAAACCAGGACCCUGAAUCUAUCAUGUUUAACUAG
Messenger RNA from Charadrius vociferus (killdeer), 2283 nucleotides. It is a transcript of the gene CLCN4, whose product is annotated as chloride channel, voltage-sensitive 4. Bases 1 to 2283 code for a protein of 760 amino acids. Gene Ontology annotation, cellular component: Golgi apparatus; synaptic vesicle; membrane. NCBI's taxonomy places the organism in Eukaryota, Metazoa, Chordata, Aves, Charadriiformes, Charadriidae. The transcript is spliced from 11 exons. Gene Ontology annotation, biological process: transmembrane transport; chloride transport. Gene Ontology annotation, molecular function: voltage-gated chloride channel activity. The record is from RefSeq and is a predicted model, not a curated record.